UGCCAUUACUAUCCUAUCGUUUGGGACCAGACUUUACAAGAUAUCGGAACCCAAUCACGUCUGCUGGGAUGAGACCCACUUCGGGAAGAUGGGCAGUUGGUAUAUCAACCACACCUUCUUCUUCGACGUUCACCCGCCACUCGGGAAGAUGCUGAUAGGACUGGCCGGACACCUGAGCGGAUACAACGGCACGUUUGCGUUCAACAAACCGGGCGACAAAUAUCUGGAUCAGCCGUACGUCGGGAUGAGACUGUUUUGCGUCACUUUAGGUGCACUUAUAGUUCCCAUGAGUUUCGUAAUCGUAUGGAAACUCUCAAAAUCGAUCACUUCUUCCACUUUGGCAUCACUUCUACUUAUUUUCGACGUAGGAAUGAUAACUCUCUCGCAAUACAUACUUCUGGAUCCGAUUCUCAUGUUCUUCAUAACGGCCUCUGCGUUGGGAAGUGUUAUGUUUGGCUCUUAUGGU
Molecule: messenger RNA, 466 nt
Organism: Oppiella nova
Lineage: Eukaryota; Metazoa; Arthropoda; Arachnida; Sarcoptiformes; Oppiidae
Source: the annotation of a GenBank genome assembly